Molecule: messenger RNA, 15597 nt
Organism: Sciurus carolinensis (gray squirrel)
Lineage: Eukaryota; Metazoa; Chordata; Mammalia; Rodentia; Sciuridae
Gene: Ush2a
Product: usherin
Exons: 71
Coding region: 1-15597 (5198 amino acids)
Molecular function (GO): protein binding
Source: RefSeq, a predicted model, not a curated record
AUGAAUUGCCUGGCUCUUUCAUUGGACUUUGGUUUCUUGUUUCAGAUCAUUGAAACAUUGAUAUUUGCCUAUUUUGCUUCAGUAUCAUUGGCUGAUUCCCAGGGUCUUUUCCCAAGGCUGGAGAAUGUGGGAGCUUUCAAGAAGGUUUCACUUGUGCCAACCCAAGCCGUGUGUGGACUCCCAGACCGAAGUACUUUCUGUCACAUCUCCGUGGAUGCUGAAAGUGUUCAGUUCUGCACCCAGCGAUUUUGCAUUCAAGGUUGCCCCCACCGAUCUUCGUCCCCUACGUACACUGCCCUUUUCUCAGCAGGCCUCAGGAGCUGCCUCAUUCCAGACAAGGAUGAUCUGCAUCCUCACUCCCAGAGCAACUCUACAAGUUUUAUUUUUGGAAAUCACAGGAAUUGUUAUUCUUCUCUUCCUUCUCCGAGGCUGGAAGUAGCAUUUACUUUCACUGUGUGGCUGAAACCUGAGCGAGAAGGUGUAAUGUGCAUUAUAGAAAAGACGGGGGAUGGGCAGACUGUGUUCAAACUUACAAUAUCCAGGAAAGAGACCAUGUUUUAUUAUCGCACAGUAAGUGGUUUGCAGCCUCCAAUAAAAGUAAUGACACUGGGGAGAAUUCUUUUGAAGAAAUGGAUUCAUCUUAGUGUGCAGGUGCAUCAGACAAAAAUCAACUUCUUUAUCAAUGGUUUGGAGGAGGAUAACACAGCUUUUUAUACAACAACUUUAAGUGAUUCAAUUACAGAUAUUCCCUCCAGUACUGUGCAAAUAGGACAGAGUUCAAAUGGAUUAGAGCAAUUUGUUGGAAGAAUGCAAGAUUUUCGAUUAUACCAAGUGGCACUUACAAACAGAGAGAUUCUGGAAGCUUUCUCUGGAGAUUUGCUUCGACUGCACGUCCAGUCCCAUUGCCGCUGCCCUGGCAGUCACCCUCGCAUCCACCCUGUGGUCCAGAGGUACUGUGUCCCUAAUGGUGCAGAAGACACAACCAAGAACAGAGUGUUACGGCUGAAUCCCGAAGCUCAUCCUCUCUCCUUUAUCAAUGAUAAUGACAUCAGUACUUCGUGGAUUUCACAUGUGUUUACAGACAUUACCCAGCUUAAUCAAGGAGUGACUAUCUCAGUGGAUUUGGAAAAUGGACAGUAUCAGGUAUUUUAUAUUAUCAUUCAAUUCUUUAGUCCACAACCAACAGCAAUAAGGAUUCAAAGGAAGAAGGAAGACAGUUUAGAUUGGGAGGACUGGCAAUAUUUUGCUAAAAAUUGCAGUGUUUUGGGGAUGAAAAACAAUGGCGACUUGGAAAAACCCGAUUCUGUCAACUGUCUUCAGCUUCCCAAUUUUACUCCAUAUUCCCGUGGCAAUGUCACAUUCAGCAUUCUGACACCUGGGCCAAAACUUCGUCCUGGAUUCAAUGACUUCUAUAAUACCCCGUCUCUUCAAGAAUUUGUCAAAGCCACACAGAUAAGGCUUCAUUUCCAUGGGCAGUACCAUACAACUGAGGCUGCUGUCAGUCUCAGUCACAGAUACUACGCAGUGAAUGAAGUCACCAUCGGUGGGAGGUGUCAGUGCCAUGGUCAUGCUAGUAACUGUGACACCACAAGCCAGCCCUAUAGCUGCCUCUGCUCUCGGGAAAGCUUCACUGAAGGACUUCACUGUGAUCGCUGCUUGCCUCUUUAUAAUGACAAGCCUUUCCGCAGAGGCGAUCAAGUUCACGCUUUCAACUGUAAACCCUGUCAAUGCAACCGCCACUCCAGGAGCUGCCAUUACAAUGCCUCUGUAGAUCCUUUUCCUCUUGAGCACCAGAGAGGGGGAGGAGGGGUUUGUGAUGACUGCCAGCAUAACACUACAGGGAGGAACUGUGAACUGUGCAAGGAUUACUUUUUCCGACAAGUUGGUGCAGAUCCUUCAGCCAUUGAUGUUUGCAAAUCCUGUGAUUGUGAUAAAACUGGCACUAGAAACGGAAGCCUCCUUUGUGAUCUGAUUGGAGGCCAGUGUAAUUGUAAGAGACAUGUGUCUGGCAGACAGUGCAAUCAGUGCCAGAAUGGAUUCUACAAUCUCCAAGAGUUGGAUUCUGAUGGCUGCAGUCCUUGUAACUGCAAUACCUCUGGGACAGUGGAUGGAGAUAUUACCUGUCACCAAAAUUCAGGCCAGUGCAAGUGCAAAGCAAAUGUUAUUGGGCUUAGAUGCGAUCACUGCAAUUUUGGAUUCAAAUUUCUUCGAAGUUUUAAUGAUGAUGGAUGUGAGCCCUGCCAGUGCAACCUCUAUGGCUCAGUGGACAAAUUCUGCAAUCCUCUCUCUGGGCAGUGUGAGUGCAAAAGAGAAGUCAGAGGACUUCAGUGUGACACCUGCAGAGAAAACUUUUAUGGGUUAGACAUUGCCGGUUGUAAGGCCUGUGACUGUGACCCUGCUGGAUCCCUUUCUGGGACUGACUGUGAUGCUGAGACAGGGCAGUGCACCUGUAAAGCCAAUGUAGGAGGAAGACAGUGUAAUCAGUGUUUGGAGGGAUACUUCUACCUACAGCAAAAUAAUUCUUUCCUCUGUCUGCCUUGUAACUGUGAUAAGAUGGGGACAGUAAAUGGCUCUCUGCUGUGUGACAUAUCAACAGGACAAUGUCCUUGCAAAUUAGGGGUAACAGGUCUUCGCUGCAAUCAAUGUGAGCCUCACAGGUACAAUUUGACCGUGGGCAAUUUUCAAGGCUGCCAGAUGUGUGAGUGCGACUCCUCAGGGACAUUCCCUGGGACCAUUUGUGACCCAAUCAGUGGUCAGUGCCUAUGCUUGCCUAAUCGUGAAGGAAGAAGGUGUGAUCGGUGUCAACCAGGUUUUUAUAUUUCUCCAGGCAAUGCUGCUGGCUGCCUACCAUGUUCAUGCCAUGCAACUGGUGCAGUUAAUCAUGUCUGUAAUAGCCUCACUGGCCAGUGCACAUGCCAAGAUGCUUCCAUUGUUGGGCAAAGCUGUGACCAAUGUAAAGAUCAUUACUUUGGAUUUGAUCCUCAAACUGGAAGAUGUCAGCCUUGUAAUUGUCAUCUCUCAGGAGCCUUGAAUGAAACCUGUCACUUGGUCACAGGCCAGUGUUUCUGUAAACAAUUCGUCACUGGUUUGAAGUGUGAUGCUUGUGUUCCCAAUGCAAGCCACUUGGAUGUCAACAAUCUGUUGGGUUGCAGCAAAACUCCCUCCCAGCAACCUCCACCCAGAGGACAAGUUCAAAGUUCUUCUGCCAUUAGUCUCUCCUGGAGUCCACCUGAUUCUCCAAAUGCCCAGUGGCUUACUUACAGUUUAUUCAGGGAUGGUCUUGAAAUCUACAUUUCUGAAGAUCAAUACCCAUACAAUACUCAACACUACUUAGAUACUGCCCUGUCACCGUAUACCUCAUAUUCAUAUUACAUCAAGACCACCAAUGUGCAUGGUUCAACAAGGAGUGCAGCUGUCAUUUACAGGACAAAGCCAGGAGUCCCAGAGGGACAACUGAACUUAAGUUAUAUCAUUCCUGUUAGCUCAGAUUCAGUGACACUUACCUGGAGUACACUCUCCAAUCAUUCUGGCCCUAUAGAAAAAUACAUUUUGUCCUGUGUUCCUUUGGAUGGCAGUCAGCCAUGUGAUCCCUACGAAGGUCAGGAAACCUCAGCCAACAUCUGGAAUCUGGUUCCAUUCACCAGGUACAAUUUUUCUGUACAGGCAUGUACUAGUGGGGGCUGUUUACACAGCUUUCCCAUAAUGGUGACCACUGCUCAAGCACCUCCCCAAAGACUGAGCCCUCCUGAGAUACGGGAAAUCGGUUCCACAGAACUUCAUGUAGAAUGGUCUCCACCAGUGGAACCAAAUGGAAUAAUUAUAAGAUAUGAGUUAUACAUGAAAAGAUUGAGAUCUACUCAAGAAAGCCAAGUGUUUCAGAGCAGUGGCUGGCUCAGUCCUCACCCAUUUGCAGACUCAACCAGUGAAAAUGCACUAAAACCUCCUCAAGCAGCAGCAGUCAUCACUGGCUUGGAACCUUAUACAGAGUACGAGUUUAGGGUCUUGGCUGUGAAUAUGGUGGGCAGCGUGUCUUCUGCCUGGAUCUCAGCAAGAACCAGAGAAUCAGCUCCUGUGUUCAUGAUCCCUCCUUUAGUCAUUCCACUUUCCUCGCACUCUCUCAACGUCUCCUGGGAGAAGCCAGCAGAAAAUGUUACAAGAGGAAAAGUUGUGGGGUACAACAUCAAUAUGAUUUCUGAACAAUCACCUCAACAACCUGUCCCAGUGGUGUUUUCAAAGCUGUUGCACAUGGCUAAAUCCCAAGACCUGUCUUAUGUUGUAAAAGGACUGAAGCCUUAUAGGAUAUACGAGUUUACUAUUUCUCUCUGCAAUUCAGUUGGUUGUGUAACCAGUGCUUCGGGAGCAGGACAAACUUUAGCAGCAGCACCUGCCCGCCUGAGGUCUCCUGUGGUUAAAGGAAUCAACAGCUCGACAAUCCAUGUGAGGUGGUUUCAACCUGAAGAAAUUAAUGGUCCCUCUCCCCUAUACCAGUUGGAAAGGAGAGAGUCAUCUCUACCAGCUCCCAUGGCUGCCAUGAUGAAAGGAAUUCGUUUCACAGGAAAUGGAUAUUGUAAAUUCCCUGGUACCACUCACCCAGUUGGUAUAGACUUUACUGGCAUUAAGGCCAGCUUUCGAACAAGGGUGCCUGAAGGUUUGAUUGUCUUUGCAGCAUCACCUGGCAAUCAGGAAGAGUAUUUUGCACUUCAGUUGAAGAAUGGCCGACCUUAUUUUCUUUUUGAUCCUCAGGGAUCCUCAGUGGAAGUUACCACAACUAAUGAUCAUGGUAAACAUUAUAGUGAUGGCAAAUGGCAUGAAAUAAUUGCUAUUAGGCAUCAGGCUUUUGGCCAAAUCACUCUCGAUGGGCAGUACACAGGUUCCUCCACCUCCCUGAAUGGUAGUAGUAUAAUUGGAGAUAACACAGGAUUGUUUAUAGGAGGGCUGCCACAAGGUUAUACUAUCCUCAGGAAGGAUCCUGAGAUAAUCCAAAAGGGUUUUGUGGGCUGUCUCAAGGAUGUGCAUUUUAUGAAGAAGUACAAUCCCUCUGCUAUUUGGGAACCCCUGGAUUGGCAGAGUUCUGAAGAGCAAUUCAAUGUGUAUAAUAGCUGGGAGGGAUGCCCUGCUUCAUUAAUUGAGGGUGUUCAGUUUCUAGGAACAGGGUUCCUGGAACUUUAUUCACACAUAUUUCAUGGUGGAAUGGACUUUGAGAUUUCCCUGCAGUUCAGAACGGACCAGUUGAAUGGAUUGCUUCUUUUCACUUACAAUAAAAAUGGAUCUGAUUUUCUUGCCGUGGAGCUGAAGAGUGGAGCAUUGAGCUUCCGGUCAAAUGCCAGUCUUACCUUUACACAAGUGGAUCUAUGGCUGGGAUUGACCUACUGUGAUGGAAAGUGGAACAAAGUCACUAUUAAAAAGAAAGGCCCUGUCAUAGCAGUAAGUGUGAAUGAACUGAUGGAGCAGUCAACAGAAUCCAGAGCCCAGUCGCUGCUGGUGAAUUCACCUAUCUAUGUGGGAGGAAUCCCACAGGAGCUGUGGAACUCUUACAGACAGUUGAAUUUGGAACAAGGUUUCGGUGGUUGCAUGAAGGAUGUUAAAUUUACACGGGGUGCUGUCGUUAACUUGGCAUCUGUGUCCAGCAGCGCUGUCAGAGUCAAUCUGGAUGGAUGCCUAUCAACUGACAGCGCUGUUAACUGCAGGGGAAAUGACUCCAUCCUGGUUUACCAGGGAAAAGAGCAGGGUGUUCAUGAAAGUGGUCUCCAGCCCUUUACAGAACACCUGUAUCGAGUGAUAGCCUCGCAUGAAGGAGGGUCAGUAUAUAGUGACUGGAGUCGGGGACGGACAACAGGAACAGCUCCACAAAGUGUGCCAACUCCCUCAAGAGUCCAGAGCAUAAAUGGAUAUAGCAUUGAGGUGACCUGGGAUGAACCUGUUGUGGUUAGAGGUGUAAUCGAGAAGUAUAUUCUAAAAGUCUACAGUGAGGAUGACUCCCACAUACCCCCAAUGCCCUCUGCCAGUGCUGAGUUUGUCAAUCUCAGUAACCUCACAGGCAUAUUGACAGGCUUGCUACCCUUCAAAAACUAUGCAGUAACCCUAACUGCUUGCACUCUGGCUGGCUGUACCGAGAGCUCACAUGCAUUGAACAUCUCUACUCCACAAGAAGCCCCACAAGAGGUUCAGCCACCAGUAGCCAAAUCCCUUCCCAAUUCUUUGUUACUUUCCUGGAAGCCACCCAAACAAGCAAAUGGUAUUUUAACUCAGUACAUUUUAUACAUGGAUGGAAAGCUGCUCUAUUCAGGCAAAGGGGAGAACUACACAGUCACAGAUUUAGAGGUAUUUACACCCCACCAGUUUCUACUGAGUGCUUGCACACAUGUGGGAUGUACCAACAGUUCCCGGGUCGUACUGUACACAGCAAAGCUGCCACCAGAACAUGUGGAUUCCCCAAUUCUGACUCUCCUAGAUUCUAGAACUAUAUAUGUACAGUGGAAACAACCGAGAAAACUAAAUGGAAUUCUAGAACGCUAUAUAUUAUAUAUUUCAAAUCACACGCAUGAUUUUGCAAUUUGGAAUGUUGUCUAUAACAGUACUGAACCUUUCCAGGAUCACACGCUACAACAUCUUUUCCCUGGUAGUAAAUAUCUCAUCAAGCUAGGAGCUUGCACGGGUGGUGGGUGCACAUUGAGUGAGGCCAGCGAGAUCAUAACUGAGGAAUCCAUCCCAGAGGGUGUGCCACCCCCCACAGCCCACUCCUAUUCACCAGACUCCUUUAACAUCUCCUGGACGGGGCCUGAAUAUCCGAAUGGUGUUAUCACAAGUUAUGGAUUAUAUCUAGAUGGUAUUUUAAUUCACAAUUCCUCAGAACUCAGCUGUCAUGCUUAUGGAUUUGCUCCCGGGAGCUUACAUUCCUUCAGAGUCCAAGCAUGUACUGCCAAAGGUUGUGCUCUGGGCCCACUGGUGGAAAAUCGAACUCUAGAAGCUCCUCCUGAAGGAACAGUAAAUGUGUUUGUCAAAACAGAGGGAUCCCGGAAAGCCCACGUGAGAUGGGAAGCACCUUUUCGUCCCAAUGGAAACUUAACAUACUCAGUCCUUUUUACUGGGAUUUUCUAUGUAGAUCAAGCAGAUAAUGACUACACCCUUCUGAGUGGCACAAAAGUGAUGCACAGCAGUGGAGACUACAACCUCUGGGUGCCCAUCGAUGGGUUGGUUCCUUUUACUAACUAUACUGUCCAAGUGAAUGUUUCCAAUAGCCAAGGCAGUUUGAUAAGUGACGCUAUAACAAUUGCAAUGCCUCCAGGGGCUCCAGAUGGCGUGCUGCCUCCCAGGCUUUCAUCUGCCACUCCAACCAGUCUUCAGGUUGUCUGGUCUACACCAGCUCGAAACAACGCUCCCGGCUCUCCCAGAUACCAACUCCAGAUGAGGCCUGGCUACUCCACCCAUGGCUUUCGAGAAUUAUUUUCCAGUCCUUCUGCAUCGUUAAGCUAUGAAGUGAGAGAUCUCCAACCGUACACAGAGUAUGAGUUUCGGUUGGUUGCCUCCAAUGGAUUUGGCAGUGCACACAGUUCUUGGAUUCCAUUCAUGACUGCAGAGGACAAACCUGGACCUAUAGACCCUCCCAUUCUUCUGGAUGUGAAGUCAAGAAUGAUGUUGGUCACCUGGGAACAUCCUCUAAGGUGCAAUGGAGUCAUCACCCACUAUAACAUUUACCAACAUGGCCAUCUCUACUUGAGAACUUCUGGAAGUGCCACAAAUUACACAGUGGUCCAUUUACACCCAUAUACCCCCUAUAAGUUUCAGGUAGAAGCUUGUACUUCUAAAGGAUGCUCACUGUCACCAGAGUCCCAGACUGUAUGGACACUCCCAGGGGCACCAGAAGGUAUCCCAAGUCCAGAGCUGUUCUCUGACACUCCAACUUCUGUAAUUAUAUCUUGGCAACUCCCCACCAACCCCAAUGGCGUGGUGGAGAACUUCACAAUUGAGAGAAGAGGCAAAGGGAAGGAAGAAGUUACUACCCUGGUGACUCUCCCAAGGAGUCAUCCCAUGAGGUUUAUUGACAAGACUCCUGCUCUUAGCCCUUGGUCAAGAUAUGAAUACCGGAUACUAAUGAGUACUCUUAAUGGAGGCACAAACAGCAGUGCUUGGGUGGAAGUUACCACGAGGCCCUCACGACCUGCUGGGGUCCAACCACCUAUGGUGCAGGUGCUAGGACCUGAUGCAGCCAAGGUCACUUGGAAACCUCCGCUCAUCCAGAACGGAGACAUACUUAGCUACGAGAUCCGCAUGCCCAACCCACACAUCACAGUAACCAAUGUGACCGCUUCAGUGUUAAGUCAAUUAAUUACUCAUCUGAUUCCCUUCACUAAUUAUUCUGUCACCAUUGUUGCUUGCUCAGGGGGUAACGGGUACCUAGGAGGGUGCACAGAGAGUUUACCUACCUACGUUACCACACACCCCACCCUACCUCAGGAAGUGGGUCCCUUGUCUGUGAUUCCACUAAGUGAAUCUUAUGUUGGAAUUUCUUGGCAGCCACCUACCAAGCCAAAUGGACCUGACUUGAGAUAUGAGCUUCUGAGACGUAAAAUUCAGCAACCACUUGCAUCAAAUCCCCCAGAAGAUUUAAAUCUGUGGCACAAUAUUUAUUCAGGAACUCAGUGGUUUUAUGAAGAUAAGGGUCUUAGCAGGUUUACAACCUAUGGGUAUAAGCUCUGUGUGCACAACAGUGUGGGUUUUACUCCAAGCCAAGAAGUGACUGUGACAACAUUAGGUGGCCUUCCAGAGAGAGGAGCGAACCUCACCAUAAAUGUUCUCAACCACACGGCCAUUGAUGUGAGAUGGGCUAAACCAACUUUUCAAGACCUACAAGGAGAUGUUGAAUAUUAUACGCUGUUUUGGAGUUCUGCUACCUCAAACGAAUCUCUGAAAAUCCUCCCAGAUGCCAGCUCUCAUGUCAUUGGACGCUUAAAUCCCAACACCGAGUAUGAAAUUUUUAUCUCUGUCUUCAAUGGAGUGCACAGCAUCAACAGCACAGUGCAGCACGCGACCACCGGUGAAGGGGAGCCUCAGGGCAUGCUUCCUCCAGAGGUUGUCAUCAUCAACAGUACAGCCGUCCGUGUCAUCUGGACGUCUCCUUCAAACCCAAAUGGCGUUGUCACCGAGUAUUCUGUCUAUGUAAAUAAUAAGCUCUACAAGACUGGAAUGAAUGUGCCCGGGUCGUUUAUUCUGAGAGACCUGUCUCCCUUCACUAUCUAUGACAUUCAGAUUGAAGUUUGUACAAAGUAUGCUUGUGUGAAAAGCAACGGAACCCAAAUCACCACGGUGGAAGAUACUCCAAGGGAUAUACCAACACCCAUAAUUCAUAGCAUCACUUCAAGAUCCCUUCAAAUUGAUUGGGUGUCUCCAGGGAAACCAAAUGGCAUCAUACAUGGAUAUGAUCUUUUACGGAAAACGUGGCAUCUGUGCCCUAAGACCCAGAAGUUAAUGGCAGGCCACGGGGAUGAGUUUUGCAAGGCAGUGAAGUGUCAAAAACCUGAAACUAUCUGUGGGCACAUUUGCUACUCUCCUGAAGCUAAGGUUUGUUGUGACGGAGUUCUCUAUGACCCCCAGCCUGGAUACCACUGUUGUGAGGAAAAGUAUAUCCCAUUCAUUCCGAAUUCAGUGGGAGUUUGCUGUGGUGGCCGAAUUAGGGAGAUACAACCAAAUCAUCAGUGCUGCUCUGGGUAUUAUGCUAAAAUUCUCCCAGGUGAAGUAUGCUGUCCAGAUGAACAGCACAAUCGGGUUUCCGUUGGCAUCGGUGAUGCCUGCUGUGGCAGAAUGCCGUAUUCCACCUCAGGAAACCAGAUUUGCUGUGCUGGGAGCCUCCAUGAUGGCCAUGGCCAGCAGUGCUGCGGUGGACAGAUUGUGAGCAAAGAUUUAAAGUGCUGUGGUGGAGAAGUGGAGGGCAUGCUGUACAGUCCCCUCCCAGGGAUGUUCUGUUGUGGGCAGGAUUAUGUGAAUAUGUCAGAUACCAUAUGCUGCUCAGCUUCCAGUGGAGAGUCUAAAGCACAUGUUAAAAAGAAUGACCCAGUGCCAGUAAAAUGCUGUGAAACUGAACUUAUUCCAAAGAGCCAGAAAUGCUGUAAUGGAGUUGGAUAUAAUCCUUUGAAAUAUGUUUGCUCUGACAAGAUUUCAACUGGAAUGAUGAUGAAGGAAACCAGCAAGUGCAAGACUCUCUGCCCAGCAUCUAUGCAAGCCACAGCGCUUUGUGGCUGGUGCGACUUCAACUUUACCAGCCACAUUUGUACUGUGAUAAGAGGGUCUCACAAUUCCACAGGAAAUACAUCAACUGAAGAAAUGUGUUCAUCUGCUGAAGAGACUGUUCACACAGGAAGUGCAAACAUGCGCUCCUUCACAGAUGUGAACCUUGAGCCUUAUACAAUGUAUGAAUACAGGAUUUCUGCAUGGAACAACUAUGGGCAAGGAUUCAGCAAAGCUGUUAGAAUCAGAACAAAAGAAGAUGUUCCUCAAGGACUGAGACCACCUAGGUGGACCAAAAUGGGCAAUCAUGAAGAUGCAAUUGUCUUAAACUGGAAGAAACCUAUACAAUCAAAUGGUCCUGUUAUUUACUACAUUCUUCUCCGAAAUGGAAUUGAACGCUUCCGGGGAAAAUCUUUGAGCUUCUCUGACACAAAGGGAAUUCAUCCUUUUCAGGAGUACUCAUACCAGCUGAAGGCUUGCACAGUGGCAGGCUGCACUGCCAGCAGUGAGGUAGUUGCAACUACUACCCAAGGAGUUCCAGAGAGCAUCCUGCCACCAAGAAUCACAGCCCCAAGUGCAGAAGCUCUGCAUCUGAGCUGGAGUGUCCCUGAGAAACCAAAUGGCGUCAUUAAAGAGUACCAGCUCUGGCAGGAUGGGAAAGGUCUCAUCUACACUGACACCACUGACAGGAGGCAGCAUACGGUCACAGGUCUCCAGCCAUAUACCAACUACAGUUUCAUACUUACAGCUUGUACAUCUGCUGGAUGCACUUCAAGUGAGCCUUUUCUAGGUCAGACCCUGCAGGCAGCCCCUCAAGGGGUUUGGGUGACACCUCGACACAUUAUCAUCAAUUCUACAACAGUGGAAUUAUAUUGGAGUCCUCCAGAAAAGCCCAAUGGCCUCAUUUCUCAAUAUCAAUUGAGUCGUAAUGGAACCUUGCUUCUCCUGGGUGGCAGUGAGGAACGGAAUUUCACUGAUAAACACCUGGAGCCCAAUAGCAGGUACAGUUACAAGUUAGAAGCCAAAACUGAAGGUGGUAGCAAUACGAGUGAUGAUUACAUAGUCCAAAUGCCUGAAUCAACACCAGAAGAAAUCCAUACUCCAUAUAACAUUACAGUGAUUGGGCCUUAUUCCAUAUUUGUGGCCUGGACACCACCAGGGGUCCUCCUUCCCCAAAUUCCUGUGGAGUACAACAUCUUACUCAGCGAUGGGAGUGUAACACCUCAGACCUUCUCCAUUGGUCACCAUCAAUCCACCCUACUGGAGAACUUGGUGCCAUUCACACAGUACGAGAUAAGGAUACAAGCAUGUCAACAUGGAGGUUGUGGAGUUAGCAGGAGGAUGUUUGUCAAAACAUCUGAAGCAGCCCCAAUGGAUCUUGAUUCCCCUGUUCUCAAGGCACUGGGGUCAUCCCGUAUAGAGGUUAAAUGGAUGCUUCCUAAAAAACCAAAUGGAGUCAUCAUCAACUACUUAAUUCACAGACGUCCUGCUGGCAUGGAAGAGGAAUCUCUUUUGUUUGUCUGGUUGGCAGGAGCCCUUGAAUUUACAGAUGAUGCAGAGACUCUGAGGCCUUUCACACUCUAUGAGUACCGGGUCAGAGCCCAUAACUCCAAGGGCUCAGUGGACAGUCCAUGGGCAUCUGCAAGGACUCUGGAAGCCCCACCACAAUCCCUGCCAGCUCCUUGGGUUCAAGCCACAAGUGCUCAUUCUGUUCUGCUGAAUUGGACAGAGCCAGAAUUUCCCAAUGGCAUUAUCUCCCAGUACCGUGUUGUCUACCAAGAGAGACCAGAGGAUCCAACAUUUAGCAGCUCUUCUGUGCAUGCUUUCACAGUGAUGGGAACAAGCCAUCAAGCACACCUGUUUGGGUUAGAACCAUUCACAACAUAUCACAUUGGUGUGGUGGCUGUAAACCAUGCAGGAGAAGUUUCAAGCCCCUGGACACUGAUACAAACCUUAGAAUCGUCCCCAAGUGAACUGAGCAACUUCACAGUGGAACAGAAGGAGAAUGGCCGUGCAUUGCUACUGCAGUGGUCAGAGCCUAAGAGAGCCAAUGGAGUGAUUAAGAAAUACAACAUCUUUAGUGACACUGUCCUGGAGUACACUGGUUUGAGUCGUCAGUUUCUCUUCAGACGCCUGGAUCCCUUCACUGUCUACACCCUGACCCUGGAGGCCUGCACCAGGGCAGGCUGUGCCCACUCAGCACCCCAGUCUCUCUGGACAGAGGAAGCCCCUCCAGACUCUCAGUUGACUCCUACAGUCCAGUCUGUGGAAUCCACAAGUGUAGAGCUGAGCUGGUCUAAGCCUGUUAACCCAAAUGGAAAGAUAAUUCGUUAUGAAGUGAUUCGCAGAUGCUUCAAGGGAAAGGCUUGGGGGAAUCAGACAAUCCAGGCCAAUGAGAAAAUUGUUUUCACAGAAUAUAAUUCUGAAAGGAAUGCAUUUAUGUAUAAUGACACAGGUUUGCAACCAUGGAUGCUGUGUGAAUAUAAAAUUUGCUCUUGGAAUUCAGUGGGACAUACCUGUAGCUCUUGGAAUGUGGUAAGGACAUUGCAAGCACCUCCAGAAGGUCUCUCUCCACCUGAGGUAUCCUAUGUAUCUAUGAAUCCCCCCAAACUACUGAUUUCCUGGAUCCCACCAGAACAGUCUAAUGGUAUCAUUCAGUCUUAUAGGCUUCAAAGGAAUGGAAUGCUCUAUCCUUUCAGCUUUGAUGCUGUGACUUUCAAUUAUACUGAUGAUGAGCUGCUUCCUUUUUCCACCUACACUUACACAGUCCAAGCUUGCACGAGUGGAGGCUGCUCCACCAGCAAACCCAUCAACAUCACAACUCCUGAGGCUGCUCCAUCAGGAGUCAGCCCUCCGGUUCUUCAGGUCAUUAGCGCCAGUCAAAUAAAUGCAUCUUGGUCACCACCAUCAAUUCAAAAUGGAAAGAUCACUAAAUAUUUGCUUAAAUAUGAUGGUAAGGAGUACCUUGCAGGGCAGAGCUUGUCCCUUCUGGUUUCCCAUCUGCAGCCUUAUACUCAGUACAAUUUCUCCCUUAUAGCCUGCACAAGUGGAGGAUGCACAGUUAGUGUGUCAAAAUCCGCCUGGACAAUGGAGGCCCCACCAGAGAACAUGGAUCCCCCAGCAUUGCAAGUUACAGGCUCAGAAUCAAUAGAAAUCACCUGGAAACCCCCAAGAAAUCCAAAUGGCCAGAUCAGAAGUUAUGAACUUAGGAGGAAUGGAACCAUUGUGUACACUGGCCUGGAAACUCGCUAUCAUGAUUUCACCCUUACGCCAGGUGUGGAGUAUGGCUACACAGUGACUGCCAACAAUAGCCAAGGGGGUAUUUUGAGUCCACUUGUCAAAGAUCGAACCAGUCCUUCUGCACCCUCAGGCAUGGAACCACCAAAACUCUAUGCCAAAGGCCCCAGGGAGAUCUUAGUGAAUUGGGACCCUCCAGUGAGAACAAAUGGCAAUAUCAUCAAUUAUACCCUCUUUAUCCGUGAGCUGUUUGAAAGGGAAACAAAAACUAUACACAUAAACACAACUCGCAGUUCUUCUGGCACACAGUCAUUCACAGUAAAGCAUCUAAAGCCAUUUCACAGGUAUGAAGUACGAAUUCAAGCCUGUACUACCCUGGGAUGUGCAUCAAGUGACUGGACAUCCAUCCAGACCCCUGAGAUUGCACCUCUGAUGCAACCUCCUCCACAUGUAGAGCUACAGAUGGCCCCAGGGGGAUUUCAGCCCACUGUUUCCCUUCUGUGGACAGGACCACUCCAGCCAAAUGGAAAAGUUUUAUACUAUGAAUUGUACAGAAGACAAAUAGAAACUCAGCCUGGAAAAUCCAAUCCAGUCCUAACCUACAAUGGAAGCUUAAAUACAUUUAUGGAUUCUGAACUAUUGCCUUUCACAGAGUAUGAAUAUCAGGUUUGGGCAGUGAAUUCAGCAGGAAAAGCCCCCAGUAACUGGACACGGUGUAGAACUGGGCCUGCACCCCCAGAAGGUCUCAGAGCCCCCACGUUCCAUGCGGUCUCUUCUACCCAAGCAGUGGUCAAUAUCAGUGUCCCUGGGAAGCCCAACGGGAAUGUCAGUCUCUACAGGCUGUUCUCCAACACCAGCGGGGCCCACACCGUGCUAUCUGAAGGCCUGGCCACCCAGCAGACUCUUCGUGACCUGCAGCCCUUCACCACGUACUCCAUUGGGGUAGAGGCCUGCACCUGCUUCAACUGUUGCAGUAAAGGGCCAACAGCUGAGCUGAGGACUCAUCCUGCUCCACCCUCAGGACUGUCCUCUCCCCAGGUCCAGACACUGACUUCAAGGAUGGCCUCCUUCCAGUGGAGUCCCCCACUCUUCCCCAAUGGUGUCAUUCAAAGCUAUGAGCUCCACCUCCACGUGGCUUGCCCUCCUGAGUCAGCCCUACCCUGCACUCCAGGCCAAACAGAGAUAAAGUACAGCGGGCCAGAGCAGAGAGCCAGCCUGGAGGGGCUCCAGCCUUACACCUCCUACAAGCUGAGAGUGGGGGCACACAACGAGGCAGGCAGCACGACAUCCGAGUGGAUCAGCUUCACCACCCAGAAGGAGUUGCCUCAGUACCGGGCCCCAUUUUUGGUGGACAGCAAUGUGUCAACGGUGUGUAUUGACUGGAGCAGCUCUUUCCUUCUCAACGGCCGGCUGAAGGAGUACGUGUUGACCGACGGAGGACAGCGUGUGUACAGCGGCCUGGACACCACCCUGUACAUACCACGUACGGCAGACAAAACCUUCUUUUUCCAGGUCACCUGUACUACAGAUGUAGGAAGCGUUAAGACGCCAUUGGUCCAAUAUGAUCCCUCUACUGGAUUUGGCUUGGUGCUAACAACUCCUGGAGAAAAGAAGGGAUCAGGAAGCAAAAGUGCAGAAUUCUACAGCGAGCUGUGGUUCAUCGUGUUAAUGGCGAUGCUGGGCUUGAUUUUGUUAGCCAUCUUUCUGUCCCUGAUACUACAAAGAAAAAUCCACAGGGAACCGUAUAUUAGAGAGAGGCCCCCCUUGGUACCUCUUCAGAAGAGGAUGUCUCCAUUGAGUGUCUAUCAUCCGGGGCACACCAAUAUGGGAUUAGCUGAUACCAAAAUUCCCAGGUCUGGGACACCUGUGAGUAUUCGGAGCAGCCGGAGUGUGUCCGUACUGAGGAUCCCAAGUCAAAGCCAGAUCAGCCAAACCUAUUCCCAGGGCUCUCUCCACCGAAGCAUCAGUCAGCUCAUGGACAUGCAGGACAAGAAAGUCCUGGUUGAUGACUCGCUGUGGGAAACCAUCAUGGGCCACAGCAGUGGGCUGUAUAUGGACGAAGAAGACCUGAUGAAUGCCAUCAAGGGCUUCAGCUCGGUGACCAAGGAGCAAACCACAUUCACCGACACCCACCUGUAA